Messenger RNA from Chelonoidis abingdonii (Abingdon island giant tortoise), 4281 nucleotides. It is a transcript of the gene TSTD2, whose product is annotated as thiosulfate sulfurtransferase like domain containing 2. The record is from RefSeq and is a predicted model, not a curated record. Lineage: Eukaryota; Metazoa; Chordata; Testudines; Testudinidae.
AGACAUGCUUCCUCCAGCACAGAGAGACCACAACCAUCUACCUUCCAGGGAAGGCAGGGAGGAGUUGGAGCCAUAAAAUCCAUAGCCUGCUAUGCAGUAUUUAGCAUACGGAUCAGUCACACUUUCCAAUGAACUGGUCAGGGUGUUUGAAACCAUGAUUAUUUCGGUAUACCCCUAUCCAGCAAAACUUGUGCGAUAGGAAGAGAUCAUGGGGACUUACUGUUCUGGCUUAAUUGAAAAUUUCUGUCUCUGAAAGCCUGGCAUAAAGAUCUCCGGACAGCUAUCUGAUCACAGAACAGGAUUUAUGCCUAACUGCAGUGACGCAGCAAUGAUUUCUUCUUCUGUGCUGCUGGAUGGAGGAGAUGAAGUGGAGUGCAGUAUUUUAAGGUUUCCAGAUCUGGACUUGAAAAAUCCUCUCCCUUUGACAGCCAAAAGCAAUCUCAAAGCGGAAUCAGAUACCGGUGCGAGAAAGAAGUAUGCAUUUGCAAAGAAGAAGGCAUUUGCCCUCUUUGUCAAAGCAAAGGAAGUGCCGGCCACAGCUUGCUGCCCUCCAGCCAUGUGCAGAGCGGGACUGGGAUGGAAAUGCUGCAGACAAACCUUUAAAGACCUCACCGGCAUUCACAUACAUGUCGCCACGCAGCAUUCCAGCGACAUCCAGCAGCAGACAGAUUUGAUUCUAAAGCAACUGGCUGCUGAAGCCAGCACUUCAAGUAACCCAGCCUCUGCAGACGAGGCAGAUGGGCUCAGCGGUCCCACCUGUAACAUCCAGGAGCUCUGUGAUAGGUUCCCAGACACAAGCCACGUUAGUUUUGAUGAACUGACAAGUGGAGUGGGAGAAGUGCUGUUAUAUUACUGUUACCAUGAGGUGAAAGAUCCCCUGAGGCUCUGUGCUUGGCAGAAGUCUCUGUGCCAGCACCUUCAUCUCACUGGCAAGGUGCGCAUUGCUUCAGAAGGCAUUAAUGGGACAGUUGGUGGAAGCAAAGUAGCUACCAGUCUUUAUACAGAGGCAAUGCUUUCCCACCCUCUUUUCAAAACCAUUUUGUGCAGAGAGGAUUUCAAGAGCAGUGCUGGAGGAGCUCACUGUUUCCCAGACCUUCGAGUUGGCGUAUUUGAAGAGAUCGUACCCCUGGGCAUCAAUCCAAACAAAGUCUCCUACAAAGAAACCGGAAUCCAUUUAUCCCCUGAGGAAUUUCAUAAAGAAGUAGAAAAAUAUUUAUCUCAGGCUCCUCAAGCACAAAGCGACACCAUUUUACUGGACUGCAGGAACUUUUAUGAAAGUAAAAUAGGUCAUUUCCGGGGCUGCCUGGCGCCUGACAUCAGGAAGUUCAGCUACUUCCCUAGCUACGUAGAUGAAAAUCUCGAGCUUUUUAAAAACAAGCGCGUGUUGAUGUACUGUACAGGAGGGAUUCGCUGUGAGCGUGGCUCUGCCUAUCUCAGGACCAAGGCUGCAUGCAGGGAGGUUUACCAGCUCAAGGGUGGCAUCCACAAGUACCUGGAAGAGUUUCCUGAUGGGUUCUAUCGGGGGAAGCUGUUUGUGUUUGACCAGCGUUACACCAUCUCUUCCAAUGAAGAUAUUAUUGCAGAAUGCAGGUACUGCGGGACACUAUGGGAUCAGUAUAAACUGUGCUCCAGCCUGCACUGCCGGCAGCUUGUCCUGACCUGCCCAAGCUGUCAAGCGAAGGGAUUCACGGCUUGCUGUCCCGUUUGUCAGGAGAAAGGGCUCAAGCUGGCUUCAAACCCUUCUGGAUGGAUGGUCAAGGAGGAAUGUGAAUGCACAGACAGACGGCAGCGGGUCCCAGUCAAACACAUGUAAGAGAAGCACAGGAAAAUGUUAGACAUUCAAUAAUAUACACUCGCAUUCUAGGGCAUGGGGCUUCCCAGUUAUUUUCAUUGGAUUUGUACACCUAGCCCCAGUGUCUCUUUAGCACUUGACAGUGAACCAUGAACUGCUCCCUGGCCAAGUGUAAAUUAAUGGCACGUCAAACACAACAGUGAUGCUACAGGAUUCCUCCCAGUGCAGUGAAGUUACUGUUCUGCCUCCCACAAUGUGAUGGGUGCCGGGGAGAACUUGAUGAGCACAGCACAUGCCAUGGGAUUUAGCCACUCACAACCAAGCAGGAGCCAGAAGGUGAAGGAACACGCCGGGGUGUGUGUGUGUGUGUGUGUGCGCGCGCGUGCGUGCAUGCGCACGGCUAGGGAGAUGGACGCAGCAGGUUUUUAGUCACUUCUAAUCACUGGGAGCACAAGCAGACUGUGGCUGAGUCUAUUUUCCACAUAAACACCAGCAGCCUGAGUCUUAUCUCCCUUACCCCGGUGUAAGUCAGGCUGGCUACACAAGUCUCUGGGUUUACACUAGCGACCAGCAGGUGUGAGGCCAGAAGCUGGACCUACGACUUCAUCAGAGCAAAAGUUGGCGACACUCAGUGGCCGUGUAUAACCUCAGGCAAGUUCGUCUGGCAGGGCACGUUGUGUGGGAAGAGGGAGAAGAAUAACCUGCUCACUGCCCCUCUCUCGUGGCAGUCAGUGUCCAUGUCCUACCAUGCAGAAGGGAAUUCACGUGACUGAGUUUUAAAUGUCCAAGAUACAGCCCUUAGCCCAGGACUUGCAUUGGACUGUGUGUGCUGCAGAAAACUGGUGGGGUUCUGAAAUGCAUUGAAAUGCAGCCAUUUGCUGAGGAAAGCCCAGGGGCAUGAUGUAAAUAUUAAUGAACAUCAUAGGAGUAGUAGUGGUGGUGUGUGGAGUCCCCACGUGAUUGUGUGCAAUGGACACACGAGAGCUGUGUAUCCUGAGGGGUUAAGUGCAUCUCCCUGGAUCCAGAGUGGUUCUGCUGCACUUAUUGGCAUGGACUGUGUAGUUCUGCUGCUGCUGUUUCCCCUUUGAAGCGUAUCCCCCCAUUGUACCGGUAAAGUCAGUUGUGGCUAUGUCCUGACAAUGACUUUUAAAAAACCCUUGGUUCAGUGUCACGGGGUCUGCUGCUCACUGCGUGGCAGCACCGCCUCAUGGCUCAUUUGGGGCAUUAGCUCGCCACUGGCCAGCGGUCGUUCAGCCUGUUGCCUCUGUCACUUUCCUUGCAGCCCUUUGCUCUCUGCAGCGCUGCUCCUUCGAGGCUUAGCCCUCUGGUCAGGUCACCAUCAGUCUCCAUCUCCACUGCACUGACUGUGCCACUCCCGCACGGGCUGGUAGAGGAACCUAGGCCUGCCCUCUACACCACCCUCAGCCCAGCAUGUCAGGUCUGUCCCUGUCACCCUUUACUGCUCCUCCUUCCUUGGACUGUGUCCAAGCCUGCCCUUGUCACGCUCCUGCUGUCCUGCCUGUACCAGGGCGUGUGCCUGCAGGCUGAUGUGCCUUCAUCCCCCAGCUGUCCCUGCCCAGGUGAGCUGUGAUCUCAACCAGCAGGUGCAGCCUAAGGCUCCUUGGCCUCUCUUGCCACUUUACCCCAUCCAUGCUGCUGUGGGGGGGAUGCCCCAUCACACUCACCUUUCUACAGUUGCUUAGUGUCAGUUAUAGCCCUUUUAUUUUCCAUGCAGGCACUAAAGGAACCUUUUCCCUUACCAAAGCGGGGGGAGGGGAGGAAGGCAUUGCAGCAGACUUAGCUUGUGUUAAAUCCCACAGCAAGGCCUGACUUCUCUGACAUUGUUCCCAGGGCUUCCUGUUCAACAACGGCCCUGGUGCUGCUGUGUGGGCUUCAAACCUGCUCCAAGCUCCACUGUAGGACCCUUCCCCAGAGCUGCUAUUAGGUGAUGAUGAUAAUACUGCAGGGCUGAGACUAAGCCCCUGGAGUGACUAACGAUGCCCACUGACAACAAUGGUCCUUGGAAGAGACUCCUGUUUCCCUAGGCAGCUGGUGUCCCCAGCACUGGGUCGAUGCUUGUUUGCUUGCAGCACCUUUCCCAGGUGCAUUGGCGAGCUGGCCGAGGUGCAGCAUCCUGCCGUCAGGCACGCGUUGCAUUCCCAGCCUACAUCACUGCCAGUAGCUGUGGUUGGGAACAGGAUCCCACAACUAGUAUGUUGCACUGUGGUGUUUUUCAGCUGGUCUGUUUUAAACCCCCUGACCAACCUGCUGGCUAGGUGACCAUCCUGUAACUCCUGCAAAAGGCCUUGGCCAGGUCUGUUUUCAGUACAAAUGGGAAACGGUGUCAACUUCAUGUUAGUGUGAACUUCUAAAACUGCCAGCGUGACACAUCAUCCUUGGCACUGCCCCAGAGCUGUACGGACACAUCAUCAGUGCGUGUGCUGCGCCUUGUCCCUACGGCUCUGGGGCAGUGCCGCGUCGUCCGUGCG